Messenger RNA from Nematocida major, 1218 nucleotides. Its product is annotated as nucleolar protein 58. The coding region runs from base 1 to 1218 and encodes 405 amino acids. NCBI's taxonomy places the organism in Eukaryota, Fungi, Microsporidia. Gene Ontology annotation, cellular component: small-subunit processome; box C/D methylation guide snoRNP complex. The record is from RefSeq and is a predicted model, not a curated record. The transcript has a single exon. Gene Ontology annotation, molecular function: snoRNA binding.
AUGCACAUUUUGCAAGAGACAACAGUUGGAUACGCGCUGUUCAGAAGCAGCCCGCUCGAGUUGGAAGAGCUAAGAAGAUUUUCAGACUCAAAGGACGCGGUCGAUUCGAUAGAAAAAGCAGCCUCCGGAGAGGUGCCCAGCGGGGUUAUUGAGCUACUCACGAAAGGAAAUGUAAAGUCCCUUGCAGUCUCCAACGCAAAGCUGGCAAGCGCUGUUCAGACAGAGAUGGAAAAGCAGGGCAAGGCGCCAAAAAUGGUGCAGGGAGAAGAGGCUGAGAGUCUUAUUAAGGAGAUACACAGCAGGCUCCCCGAGCUCCUUGACAUCUCGGAGAAAGAGAUGAGCAAGCUUUCUCUGCUUCUCUCGCAUGCCAUGUGCAGGGACAGGCUGAAGCUGACGCCGCAGAAGAACGACAUGGUCAUAGUUCAGACGAUCAAAGUCAUCGAUAAGCUUGAUAAAGACAUAAAUAACAAAUGCAUGCGCCUCCGAGAGUGGUACGGGAUGCACUUCCCGGAAAUCGGCGAGCUUGUGGAGGAAAACAGCCGGUACUUGGAAAUAGUGAGCAAGCACGCAAGCAGCGAGGAGGAUCUGAUGAAGGACGAAACAGUUCCCGAGGGUGUCAAAGAGGCGCUUUUGAAGACCCUCGGCGGAGAAAUAACGCAGGAAGACCGCAGCCUGAUCGCAGAGGCUGCAGCCACCGUGCUGAACAUGUAUGCGGCAAGAGAGAAGCUGCACGAGCACCUCUACAGCCGAAUGGCUGACAUAGCGCCAAACUUGCUGGAGCUGCUGGGGUCUUUGAUGGGCGCGCGCAUUAUAGCGCAGGCUGGGUCGCUGACCGAGCUUGCAAGAAAGCCUGCCUCAACCAUCCAGAUGAUGGGCGCAGAGAAGGCGCUGUUCAAGGCCAUGAAAGAAAAAAAGAACACGCCCAAGUACGGAAUCGUGUACAACUCCACAUAUGUUGGACAGGCUCCGCUCGAAAUAAAGGGGCAGGUGGCCAGGACGCUUGCGUCAAAGAUAGCGAUAGCAAGCAGGUGCGACGCCUCGGGCGAAGAGGCCUCGGGCGACUAUGGGAUAAAGGCGCGCGAAGACAUUGAAAAGCGAGUGGCUGCCUUGUCGCAGAAGAAGAACGCGUCAAAGAAGAUGCAGCUUGCGCAGACAAACAAGUUUGCCAUGAAGAGGCCGUCGGCUGCGCAGGAGUCUUUCAAGAAGAAGAAGUACUAG